AUGAAGGGACAAAGGGCACUGACAGCGAUUUCUUUUCUCUACCUGGGCUUUGCCUCAGCGAAGUCGGUGAGCGCAACCUCAGUUUUACAUCCAGGGCGCGUUACGUCAGGAGAGCAGGCUGGCGGCUCGCAAAGGCUGUUAUCUCCUAAACAUGCCGUCUCUUCUAAGGUUGGAAACGAAUGUUCAUCCAACGCAGGAAUUGAAAUCGAUCUUGAACCUGACCAGACAGAAGCAGUUUUCAAGUGUGGUGGGAGCCACACCACGCUCGAUCCUGACCAACUCGAAGCAGAAGAGGUUUACCUGACUGACGAGUGCGAUGUGCCGACCGACCUACAAGAGGCCGUGCCUGGUGCCACAUGGGAUGACUCGGAGAAAGAGAGUAAUACCUAUAAGCUCAUAUUUCCGGAACAUCGCAUGGAAGACUACAAAGUUUAUUAUCAAUGCACACCCGCAUCUGACGCUUUCGUGAGAGCCCCAGGAUUGGAAGUCGAAGGCAUCCGCGGACAGAAACGAAAGUCAGAAAUCCAACAGAUCUCCGGCGUGGGAGAGGCUUGUAAAGUGACUAUCACGGCAAAGAAAGAGCCCCUGGCGGAAGACCCCGGUCUCGAGAAAACGUGCUCAAAACCCUACGGUGCAGUCGUCAUCACGCUUGGCUCACAGGAUACCGAUGCUGUAUUCAAGUGCGGCGAGCAACUGACUACCCUCGAGCCGGCGCAGGACUCAACUCCAAAAUUCUGUAAAUCGUCGGGCUGCGAGGAAACUGAGGAACUUGAGACUAUUUCGGAGGCAUACUGGGAUGAAAGAAAAAAAGAUCAGCACAUCUACAGAGUGGUCUUUCCCGCCGAGGGUAGACAGUCCAGUAGGCUGUGGUAUAAGUGCAAAAACCAAAGCCCUGGAAAAUCAUGGGGUGGAGUGCGUAGUGGCCACAUUAAGAAAGCUAGGAGCGACAUGAACGAGGAACCAAGCGGAGCGUGCACAGUACUGAUCGAUGUGCAAUCAUCCACAGGUGAUGAUGUUCACGACGAAGAAUUGGAGGAGUGCACACCAGGCACCGAGAACCAGGUCACGCUUUCUCCAGACCAGCCUGUUAACUUCUGGUGCGCGAGGGGUACGGCUCUCGUACCUCCCUUCUCGCGGGAGAACCAGAAAGUCUACGACGAUUCCGAUGGGUCGUGCAGUGUACCGGCUUCCCUGACCUCGUUGGUAGAUGCCGUACUCCAGGAAGAGCAAACGCCUGGAUUUAACACAAAGUAUACUAUGGAGUUGACGGCAGUCCCGACCUCGACGAAAAAGCUCUGCCUUCAAUGUUAUCAAUCUGAAGGUAAAACGUGCAAAGUGCGCAUCGAAGUCCCCGGCGCCGCCGCCGUCGAGACAACCACCUCUACGCCACCGGCUUCGGGAGCCGGCAGCCUGUCUGGGCUCGUGAGCUGCGUUAUCGGCUUUCUCUGCGUGGGAUUCCUGUUCUCUCCCUGA
Neospora caninum is the source of this 1473-nucleotide messenger RNA. RefSeq names its product SRS domain-containing protein. Bases 1 to 1473 code for a protein of 490 amino acids. The record is from RefSeq and is a predicted model, not a curated record. The transcript has a single exon. NCBI's taxonomy places the organism in Eukaryota, Apicomplexa, Conoidasida, Eucoccidiorida, Sarcocystidae.